This is a messenger RNA of Castor canadensis (American beaver), 3154 nucleotides long. The record is from RefSeq and is a predicted model, not a curated record. NCBI's taxonomy places the organism in Eukaryota, Metazoa, Chordata, Mammalia, Rodentia, Castoridae.
GGUUUUUGUGUGGGUCCUGGGUGAAGGGCCCGGGUGCCGGGGCCCGAGGUGCCGCCUCGCUAGCGGGAGAGGGAGCGGGAGCAGCGGCCCGGAGAGAGCUCUCAGGGCCAGAGUGGGGCAAGAGGAUGCUUUCCCAGCCUCACCAUGGAGCUACGCUGUGGGGGAUUGCUGUUCAGUUCUCGCUUUGAUUCAGGGAAUCUAGCCCAUGUGGAGAAAGUGGAGUCUGUGUCUAGUGAUGGGGAAGGAGCAGGAGGGGCACCAGCUCCCACUGGUGGCAUUGCUUCUUCCCCUGACUACGAGUUCAACGUGUGGACCCGGCCAGACUGUGCUGAAACAGAAUUUGAGAAUGGAAACAGGUCGUGGUUCUACUUCAGUGUCCGGGGAGGAACUCCAGGGAAACUCAUCAAGAUCAACAUUAUGAACAUGAACAAGCAAAGCAAGCUGUAUUCCCAGGGCAUGGCCCCUUUUGUGCGUACACUGCCCUCCCGGCCACGCUGGGAGCGCAUUCGAGACCGUCCCACAUUUGAGAUGACAGAGACCCAGUUUGUGUUAUCCUUUGUUCACCGUUUCGUGGAAGGCCGUGGGGCCACCACCUUCUUCGCCUUCUGCUACCCCUUCUCCUACAGUGACUGCCAGGAUUUGCUAAACCAGCUAGACCAGCGCUUUCCGGAGAAUCACUCUACCCAUAGCAGCCCCCUGGAUACUAUCUAUUACCACCGGGAGCUCCUUUGCUAUUCUCUGGAUGGACUUCGUGUAGAUCUGCUAACAGUCACUUCCUGCCAUGGGCUUCGAGAUGAUCGGGAGCCCCGUCUAGAGCAGCUAUUUCCUGAUAACAGCACCCCCCGACCAUUCCGUUUCACAGGCAAGAGGAUAUUCUUCUUAAGCAGUAGAGUACACCCUGGGGAGACACCAUCUAGCUUUGUCUUCAAUGGCUUUUUGGACUUCAUCCUCCGACCUGAUGACCCCCGAGCUCAAACCCUACGUCGUCUCUUUGUCUUUAAGCUAAUUCCUAUGUUGAAUCCCGAUGGUGUAGUCCGGGGCCACUACCGCACAGACUCACGUGGAGUGAAUCUGAACCGUCAAUACCUGAAGCCUGAUGCCAUCCUGCACCCAGCCAUCUAUGGGGCUAAAGCUGUGCUCCUCUACCACCAUGUGCACUCUCGUCUGAACUACCAGAGUCCCUCUGAGCGUGAGCCCAGUCCACGUCUCCUUCCUGAUAAUCCCCUUUCUGACCUCGAGAAAGCCAAUAAUCUCCACAAUGAAGCUCAUUUUGGGCAGUCAUCUGAUGGGGAAAACCCUGAGACCUGGAUUGAGACAGAGCCAGCAGAACAGAGGGCCAACAGUGUGUGGAUUAUGCCACAACAGUCUGCUGAGCUUGAGGAACCAGCCCCUGAUACCAUCCCCCCCAAAGAGAGUGGUGUUGCUUACUAUGUGGACCUGCAUGGACAUGCUUCCAAACGGGGUUGCUUCAUGUAUGGAAACAGCUUUAGUGAUGAGAGCACCCAGGUGGAAAACAUGCUAUAUCCAAAGCUCAUCUCCUUGAAUUCAGCCCACUUUGACUUCCAGGGCUGCAAUUUUUCAGAGAAGAACAUGUAUGCCCGAGACCGUAGAGAUGGCCAGUCCAAAGAGGGAAGCGGCCGUGUUGCAAUCUACAAAGCCUCAGGGAUAAUCCACAGCUACACACUUGAAUGCAACUACAACACUGGACGCUCAGUAAACAGCAUCCCUGCUGCCUGCCAUGACAAUGGGCGUGCCAGCCCCCCUCCCCCACCGGCUUUCCCCUCCAGAUACACUGUGGAACUAUUUGAGCAGGUGGGACGAGCUAUGGCCAUCGCAGCUCUGGACAUGGCAGAAUGUAAUCCGUGGCCCCGAAUUGUGCUGUCAGAGCACAGCAGCCUCACUAACCUGCGGGCCUGGAUGCUAAAGCAUGUGCGCAAUAGCCGAAGCCUGAGCAGCACUGUCAAUGUGGGUGUCAACAAGAAGAGAGGUUCUCGAACUCCUCCCAAGAGUAACAAUGGACUACCUGUUUCCUGCUCUGAAAAUGCCUUGAGCCGGGCUCGAAGUUUUAGCACUGGUACAAGUGCUGGCGGUAGCAACAGCAGCCAACAAAAUUCUCCACAGAUGAAGAACUCUCCCAGCUUUCCUUUCCAUGGCAGUCGGCCUGCAGGGCUGCCAGGUCUGGGCUCUAGCACCCAAAAGCUCAGCCACCGGGUGCUGGGCCCUGUCAGAGAGCCCCGGAGCCAGGACAGGAGGCGGCGGCAGCAGCAGCAGCCACUGAACCAUCGCCCUCCUGCAAGCAGCCUGAUCUCCCCUCCAACUCCUGCUAGUUCUGGCACAGCCUCCUCACGCAACCUGAGCUCCUGCUUAUUGCCCAACUCACUCAGCAUAUCAGGAAGCGGUUGCUCACUUUUGUCUUCUGGGGACAAGCCGGAGACUGUCAUGGUGAUUGGGAAAGGCCUGCUAGGAACUAGCGCUCGGAUCCCCUGCAUCAGGACUCGGUUGCAGACCUGCCCGAGGAGAGUUUCCGCCAGGAGGGGUCCCGGAUUCCCCAGGCUAGGCCCAGGUUGGGCCAGGGCUCACCGCCGACUGGCAGAGGGAUGAGAGGCUCUUCAAGCCCCACAUCCCUUAUUCCCCGGACCAGAGAGAGCAAUGAGUCGGAGCUGGGACCCCACUCUGCUACACCAGGGUGAGCACCGGAGUCCAGUCCCUCACCCCACCCCUUGUUUCUUCUAUCCUCUCAUCCCAGUUUCUGCCACUCAGAAUAAUUUUUCUCCCUUCCCUAUAUUCCUUUUGACCACAAAGACUAAAUGUACUUCAUUAAGAAUAUAGUCCCUGAUUUUUAUUAUACCAUGGCCUGAGUCUUCACUCCAAAAGACAAGAAAAGUACUACUAGUUAGGGCCUAAGGCCUAGGAGCUAGCUAGCUGGUUCUAGCAUCAGACUUCUGCCUAUCUCUCCCCAUCUUCAACUCUCUCCCCUUUCACCUGUUAGCCCCUGGCUAACAUCAGAAAAGGGGCUGGUUGCACAACCCUGAUUCCUCUCUCUUCUCUGUUGCAGGCUGCCUCAGGCUGGCCCCCCACGGCCCCGCUCUGCCCCUGCCUUUUCUCCUAUCUCCUGUACUCUAUCUGACUCCCCAUCCCGGAUUUGUUACAGCGG